CCAAAGUACCAAAGUAUGAUGCUGACACUGUGGUUUGUUUGUAAAGUUACACAGUCAAGAAAUAACAGCAGCAAUUUGGGUUAGUUAGUCUGUCAUAAGAGAAAAAAAUGGGGGUUAGCUAAACCUUUGAUUAACCAACCAAAUAUUUAUCUACAAACUAAAUAUUUAGCUCUAAACUAGCUAUAUUUAGUUUUCUGACCAUAUAUGUUGUUCCAAAUUUAAUGUUUAGUUAGAAAGCUAAAUAUUUAGCUUGCAAACUAUUUAACCAACUACAUAUUCCAAAUUAAAGGUUGUUAUCUAGCUAACUACUAGCUAACUUCACAUUUAUUUUGGAGCUAAAUAUUUACCUGCCAAGCUAACAUAACUUAAUGUGGAGCUAAAUAGUUACCUUUCGAGCUAGCUAACUACAUAUUUAUUUUUGGUGCUAACAAUGUGUGACUUUACCACCGUGUUUGUGGUAAUGCAUGUCUAGGUAGAUACCUGCCACAUGUUUCAUUUGUUUGUGAAUAAGCCAGAAACUUCGAAGCCCGGUGGACUUUGUGUUUGGACCGAACCAGAUGUUCAGUUCUGAGAUAUAAACUGGACACUGAGUSACUCCAGGUCAGAAUUGGCACCCGUAGAGGCGGCGCCCCCUGCUGGUCCGCAGUGAUUAAUAAAUGACACCAACAURACCACUCUGGAACCGAACUUCAGGGAUAUUUCAGUGUUUUCUGGAGAAAAACCAACUGCUUGGGUUCUGAUGGGCUCUGUUCAGCCAGCUGCGGGUCAGGUGACCUCACGGUCUUUGCUCACAGCAGAACCGAACCCAGAAGACCUGAAUCUGGGCCCUGAUUGRUUGAUUAGUCAUUCAAUCUGGACUAGGUCCAGAUCCGAGCGUGAUAUGGGCCCAGGCCAGAAGUGAUGGAUCAGAUCCAACUGUUUGCGGGACCCAGGGGGCGGUUCGGUUCGGGGCGGAGUGGGGGCGUGGCCUGUAUCAGCAGAUAUACAAACGGGUCAGUUCGGCCAGAACUUCUGCAGCGAACUCCGAAGUUCUGCAACAGAAACACCCUGGUUAGCGCGCCUGCUCAGUGAUUGGCUCCAGCAGACAGGUGAGAUGUCGUCGGUGAAGGUAGAGUCCGUGGUGAAGGAGCACGCUCUGAUCGGCGAGGGGCCGGUGUGGGAGGAGUCAGAGCAGACGCUGCUGUUCAUCGACAUCGACGGGCGGAAAAUCCACCGCUGGAACUCAGCGACCAAUCAGAUCCAGUCUCUGCAGACAGCUGACACGGUGGGGUUCGCGGUCCCUCGCCGGUCCAGCGGCUACGUCGCAGGCGUGGGCUGCAACAUCGUGGCUGUUGAUUGGUCGACUCAGAAGGUGACAUCACUGGCCAGCGUCGAAGACGACAAGCCAGAGAACCGCCUGAACGACGGGAAGGCCGAUCCGAUGGGACGGCUGCUGGCAGGUACGAUGAGGAGAGACGCUCAGACGGCUCAGGUGAAACCAGGAUCUUUGUACCUGAUGAAGUCUGACCUGUCUGUCACCAAGCUGCUGGGCCAGGUAGGCUCACCUACACUCGACGCCAACGGCCGCCUCUGGGUGGCGUGCUACAACGGAGGACGAGUCCUCAACAUUGACCCUGCUACUGGUAAACGCCUCCAGACGGUGUCUCUGCCCGCCACAAAGACCACUUCCUGCUGCUUCGGUGGCCCGGACUACUCUGACCUCUACGUGACCUCAGCUAGCCUGGGUCUGGACCAAUCAGAGCUCCAGAAGCAGCCACAGGCCGGGAACACCUUCAGGGUGACAGGACUCGGGGUCAAAGGUCGACCAUCAAACKCAUUCAGCGGGUGACCUGCAGGAGUCGUCUGAUCGUCAAUAAAGCUGCUGAUUAAUGAUCAAACUGGAUCAAUAAAUGAUUUUMCACUAAUCACCUGUACUCUGUAAUAAAGRCAGAGCUGAGCACAAUGCAUGCUGGGAGUUGUAGUCUCUGACRGCGUMGUGAUGCAGAAGGGUUUGUUUUAUUUCCACACCGAGUGCAAAAUGACAGCAACAACAACACAGACGGACAGAGAAGCUACAGAACCUUCUAGAAAAUGUCUGUACACGUAGAAAACUUUGUGCUCUCAACUUUUGGAAAGUUUGGACUGAAAAUAACUAAAAACGGGCCRGAGGGGAGGGACAGUGAGAGCACCACUAGUGCUGAUGCUGCAGGAACAGAACAGGUUCUGCUCCGAYGACCYGGGUCCAGUUGGUGAUUCUUAGUGUUUACAUGGAUUAUACAGCAGCGGGUGCAAACAUGCAGCAAACGACCAAACGAGCUGCAAACAUGUGAAGAAUUCAAACUGCAAAAAACAAUCACCAUGCAAACAAAAACAAGAGAAGAAGAAAAACCUAAAAUCAAUAAAACUGCAUAAAAAAGCAGCAAGGGGGAAAAAUACCACAAAAUAUAAUAACAGCGAGUAUAAAACUACAACAGCGUAUUUUGACCAUUGUAGUAAAUUUAUACCAAAAAACAAAAAAAAAAAA
Molecule: messenger RNA, 2503 nt
Organism: Poecilia reticulata (guppy)
Lineage: Eukaryota; Metazoa; Chordata; Actinopteri; Cyprinodontiformes; Poeciliidae
Source: RefSeq, a predicted model, not a curated record